Neohortaea acidophila is the source of this 3540-nucleotide messenger RNA. RefSeq lists its product as uncharacterized. Gene Ontology annotation, cellular component: cytosol; nucleus. Gene Ontology annotation, biological process: protein deubiquitination. The transcript is spliced from 3 exons. Gene Ontology annotation, molecular function: cysteine-type endopeptidase activity; cysteine-type deubiquitinase activity. The record is from RefSeq and is a predicted model, not a curated record. NCBI's taxonomy places the organism in Eukaryota, Fungi, Ascomycota, Dothideomycetes, Mycosphaerellales, Teratosphaeriaceae. The coding region runs from base 416 to 3160 and encodes 914 amino acids.
UCCGUGCGCUGCAAUAUUAAACUUUCCCCGAGCUCGGGACUUCUCGACGUCGGCCUCAUUUUGUUCAACACGUGCACCUCCAAUCUGUCCUUCAUCCCCUCCUCUCCAUCCACUCUUCUCCCCCACAACCUCCUUAUUAUUGGAGAUCUCGUGAAGCCCUCGGGAAUAGCAUCAGCGCCUGCCCUGGGCGACAGCGUGUGCGCCAUCCCUCAGGCGUAUCUCCCUGCGUCCGAGUCUCAGCUGCCUCCUCGACACUCUCCUUCACCGCAGCUCCCCUUCGAAUCGUCCCUCUCGGCACCAAUGUGGCCGAACAGUGCCCACCACACCAUCCCGACCGCUUUCCUCACCUCGUAGGCGGUAGAGUUGGUCUGAGGGACCGCCGCCGCCUGUCCGGGGCGAGGGCUCCUAGCCCGGCAUGAACCACAUGUCGGCGGGCCUGGGCCCGCACAUGCCACCCGCACAUCCCCAUUCGCGCCGCCAGCAGGAAUACCAUCACUACCAUCAUCCUGUACAGCCGCAAUCACCUAUCCAUCCGGCAUAUCCCCCAUAUCCUCAACCCGGCCCGUACUACCCUCAUCCAGCCGCGCCACCCCAACACUACCCUCCUCCACGAUGGCAGCCCGCAUACGCCCCGAUGCAGGCCUACUACCAGCCUCCGCCUCCUCCCCUGCCGCAACAACCACUCCCUCACCAGCAGGUGCCGCAGUACCAGCCUCGCUCCCCGAUGGUGGUGACUUCCCAACCCUUUCAACCCUCGGCCACUCCUGUCACGCGACACACUCCGGCUCCUCCCCAUCCACCUCCGCCCACCAAGACUGCGCCUUCUCCGCACCUCACUACCGAAGCUACGCCGCAACGGAUAGCAUCCCCAGUCGCACCUCCAUCGCCCAUACACACCCCGAAUCACGAGCAAGAACAACCCGUGCAUGAGAGGGAGGCCACACCUUCAGAGCCGGUCACUCGGCGUCAGUCGACCUCGGUCUCGAUAGCACCAUUCGAAAGGAUGCCCUUCUAUCCUCCUCUUCCUUGGUAUUCUACGCCAGAUGCUACAUUUCCCCCAAGGUCGGCAAGACGUCGUAGAAGACGGCAGGUCACUGAAGACGCGGUCACCAUCUUCCCCGCCUCGGCAGAACCCCUCAGCCAACAAGAUGCGGUCGAGCACGAAGGUCGCGAGCCGACUCCAGACGAAGCGGCUUCCGAGGUAUCCACAAUUGCUGCGCCGUCGGAAUUGGAGACGCCAGCGACUUCACAGGCUCCGUCGGAGCGAGACUAUCCGCAACACUCCACCCCCAUCGUUACAACUCAGCCUGAGCUUUCAUUGCCCAAACCGGCCCCGCAGCCAUCGCAGCAUAUUCGACGGGACACUCGCACCGCGAUCGCCAUCCCCAACCUCCCGGGCUUCAACAAGCCUAAGCUCUCAUCUCCGGCCAUCGCCGAGGCGUCGGAACGAAAGUCCACCCCUUCUGAACUGUCUACACCCGUGAUCGAGGAGCAGAAGCCCAGUGCUAGUGGAGGAGAUGGAUCCGCGGAAGAAGCCACUCCGGCACCGUCGCCGCCAUCAAAGCCUGCACCCAAGUCAUGGGCCGACCUGGUCAAGCGGAACGCCGUCUUGCCAUCGUCUUCGAGCGUACCCAACGGCGGUGUCAUCACGAGCGGUGUCACGCUUCCAAGCAACGCAUCAGCCGCCGAUGCACUCAAGCAGUACAGCGUGCAGAUCGACGCAAAGCUCUCAUUUCUAGAACCCAGAGGACUGGUGAACACCGGGAACAUGUGUUAUAUGAACUCUAUCCUUCAGGUCCUCGUUUUUUGCGUACCCUUCUACAACUUCCUAGACCAGAUGCGCCUCCGGACUGUACACUCCAUGAAAAGUGAUACCCCCUUACUCGAUGCAAUGAUUAUGUUUAUGAAGGAGUUCCGCGUGAUGGCUUCGGCAGAGUCGAGCGACAUGCUGCGGAUGCUGCUCAGCCAGCAGCAACUCGAACAGUAUGGGGAGCCGGUGACGCCGGAGUAUGUCUACGAUGCCAUCAGGAAGCUGGACAGAUUCGUCAGCAUGAGGCGUGGGCAUCAACAAGAUGCGGAGGAGUUCCUUGGAUUCUUGCUCGAAGGAUUGCAUGAUGAGUGCGUGGCUGUCAUGCGUGGCCAGACUGUCGACAAAGCAGAGGAGAAUGGGGUCACUUCUCCCACGUCCGAGGUGUCUCUAACAUCCGCCGACGGUUGGUUCGAGGUUGGCCCCAAACAGAGAGCAGCCGUUACCCGCACCACUGGCCAACAAGACGCCCCAUCGCCCAUCACAAAGAUCUUCGGCGGGCACUUGCGGUCAGAGCUUCGUGUGCCGGGCUCGCAACCAUCGGUCACGCUGGAGCAGUACAAGCCUCUCCAGCUCGACAUCGGAGCGUCGAACGUCAACAAUAUCGUCGACGCAUUGAAAGGUCUGACGCGCACCGAAGCUCUGACCGGCGACUUUGGCGGCCGAUCCAACUCCGCCAAGAAACAAGUCUUCAUCGACAGCCUCCCCCCGGUCCUCAUUCUGCACCUCAAACGCUUCCAGUACGACAACAACCUCACCGGCACGCAGAAGAUUUGGAAGAAGGUGGGCUACCCGCUCGAGUUGGAAAUACCCCGCGAGGUCUUCCAGCCGACCAAGCGUGGCGGUCUAGCCGUCAAAGGCGGUCCGCCCAAAUACCGCCUCACCAGCGUCGUCUACCACCACGGCAAAUCCGCCGCAGGAGGCCACUACACCGUCGACGUCCUUCGCCCCGACGGCCGCGAAUGGAUCCGCAUGGACGACACCGUCAUCCGGCGCAUCCGGCCCGAAGACGUUGCCGAAGGCGGCGCAGAAGAGGAUCCCAAACUCCUCGCCCGCGCGCUAGAGCAGCACAAAGCAGACCAGGAACUGCAGAAGCAGCGCAACAUUUACCAAGGGCUUGAUGAAGCAGAGCACGACGCCGAGGACCGCGAGAAUGACAAUGCGCCUUGGUCGGAGGUUAACGGUCAUGUUCCUGGCCAUAGUCGCAAGUGGGCUUCUGUCGCUACGACCACCGGCUCCGUCACGCCUAGCAACACGGGCAAGAAGACGCCUACGCCCGCUACGGCGAGGAAGGAGGGCGUGAGGGAUAACAAGGUUGCCUACAUUCUGCUGUACGAGCGGAUGAGGGGGUGAGAGAGUGAUUGACGAAGGUGAGGCGAGCGUGCUGUGGCCGAUAAGGUGGUGAACAAGUCGUUUCCUCUGCAUUAGCGAUGGGGAACACAUGGGCGAGGGAGGGAAAAAGCGCAAUUCUUCUGUUCUCUCUGUCGCGCGCAAGCUGAGCGGCGAUCGCUUUCCGCGCUGCACCGCUUGUGUGCGUUCGAUUGCGCUUCUCACUUCCAUGCCUUGGGAGGUUGACUUGACUUCUGUGCACAAGGUAUAGAUAACUUUGUCCAAAUAUUGCACAUCAUCUCAUCUAUUCUCAAAUGUCGACUGUUAGGCGAUCGAGGAGUCGAGGCUAUCAGUGCACCCCGAUAUGAGCCAGCUUGCGCAGUCAAGUGAAGAUUUGAAACCAG